This is a messenger RNA of Drepanopeziza brunnea f. sp. 'multigermtubi' MB_m1, 1446 nucleotides long. RefSeq lists its product as uncharacterized. The record is from RefSeq and is a predicted model, not a curated record. NCBI's taxonomy places the organism in Eukaryota, Fungi, Ascomycota, Leotiomycetes, Helotiales, Drepanopezizaceae. Gene Ontology annotation, biological process: regulation of DNA-templated transcription. Gene Ontology annotation, molecular function: DNA-binding transcription factor activity, RNA polymerase II-specific; zinc ion binding.
AUGCCCGUCGACCCAAAUGGAGCAGAGACCUCCGCAGCAGGUGCCAAACGCAAGAGGACUCCGGCCCCGGACGAAGGCCGACAGAGCGUGCCGCCCAUGCAGCAUUCCGGUGUUGGACCGCCUAUCAAUUACUUGUCGAAGGCGAAGCCGGAGAGGCUGCGGUUGAUUGAGGGGGAUAGCGAAACUUUCGGGGAUGUGUUGGGAAUGAUUGAUGACUAUGAAGGUGUUCUUCAACGACAGGAAUCCCUAGCCGCCAACCUCGGGGCAAAACUCGUUGGACCACUGCUCCUCAAAUCCUUCGAGAAGCUAUUCGAUGGACCCAUCAAGACAAUCACACCAUACGCUUUUGGAGUCGAACAAACUCCAGUCUCCUGGCUCGAAAUUGUCACGUACGCUCGAACCAAUCCAGCAGACUUUGUCCUCACCGAAACCAUCCAAGGAUUCAGGGCCUGUCGAUUUUGGAUCAAGGGAGGCCAGGUCGAAAUUUCGGAGGACGAUUGGAGGCUGAUCAUGUCUGGUGGUCCCGAACGAAUGAUCCCUACCCAACCACUCGCCGAGGAUGAAGCAGCUGAACUGGGGACGCUGAAUAUCCUGGAAACUCGCCUAGCUAUGCUCAUCAAGAAGGCAGACGCUGUUGCUAGCAAAGCGAGACAGCUGAACUACCAGUUGAAGGGAAGAAAGACUGCUGUUUUGAAUAGAAAGUCCGCCGAACAGCCUUUGAAUCCUGACCCUGAGAAUAGGAACUUCACCCCGGCUCCAUUCUCGGUUAUCAAUGCAAGGUCUAAUGGAGAAGCGAAGAUGCAACAGAACUUGCUGGAUCAAUUUACUUCGCUUGACAGAAGGCAAUCUGCCCCUCACGGCCGACCAAGGACAAGCCGCACUUCCGCCGUGGAACAGCCAACCUUUCACUCUUAUGGCUCCCAAGAGCCCGAUACUCGCCGACUGUCACAACCACUGAGUUCGUGCGAAGAUGGCACAGAGGGCCAGUACCGAGUACUGAUGGCCUCUAAAAUCGAGAAGCUGUCACGGGGAGACCCUGUAUACCCACCCUGUGAUAGAUGUCGACGUUUGAACUUCGAGUGCACGAAACAUCUUACUGCAUGUCAGGCCUGCACGAAGAAGCACGCAAAGUGCGCAUGGAAGGAGAUCAAGGAGGGGGAGCUGGAUCACGUGCCGCUGAUGCUGGGAUUGGGGAAUGGAAUAUCGCAGACACAGAUACAGGUCGAUUCUAGUCUGGAAUUAGGACUGAGAACGGGCCCGGACGGAGGUUUCGGGGCCGGGGAUGGUCAACAGCAACAGCAUACUCAUCCUAUGAUGGUCGAUAGGGAGAGCCACGGGGAUGGCCAGCGGGAACGAGAGUGGGAGAGUGGGAGGGAGAGAGAUCGGGGGGUAGAGAAUGAGCAUGCUAUGUUGACGCGGAUUGCGGCGGCAGCAGCGGGACGAUGA